Messenger RNA from Parastagonospora nodorum SN15, 1866 nucleotides. RefSeq lists its product as hypothetical. Gene Ontology annotation, cellular component: plasma membrane. Bases 1 to 1866 code for a protein of 621 amino acids. Gene Ontology annotation, molecular function: calcium-activated cation channel activity. The record is from RefSeq and is a predicted model, not a curated record. NCBI's taxonomy places the organism in Eukaryota, Fungi, Ascomycota, Dothideomycetes, Pleosporales, Phaeosphaeriaceae. The transcript has 2 exons.
AUGACGAAAGGAGCAGCGGCGGUCUGCGCGCCUCCCCAGAAGACAGCCAUGUACACACCGUACUUUGCGCGCAAGAAGCAGAACGACCUUGCAACCUCCCUCCCCGAACUUCCCGACAGCUUUUUUGGCUGGAUCUUGCCGCUAUGGAGAAUCACCGACGAGCAGGUGCUGGCUUCGGCGGGCCUGGACGCAUACGUAUACCUGGCCUUCUUCAAGAUGGCUAUGAAGUUCCUUCUCGUCACCCUCUUCUUCGCACUCGCUGUCAUCAAGCCCGUCCACGAUACACACCCAGAAUCCAAGAAGCUGCCUCCCCCCGAUGACGACCCUCACGACAAGCGGAUGAAACCCCGAGCGACCUUCACGAUCAUGGCCGCCGAGUACGAAUACGCCACGGACUAUCUCUGGAUGUAUCUCGUCUUCGCAUACCUCUUUACCGGCCUGAUAAUGUAUCUGAUCGUGUCUGAAACAAGAAGGAUCAUCGACGUUCGGCAGGAGUAUCUGGGCAGUCAAACCACCAUCACAGAUCGCACCAUUCGUCUAUCCGGAAUACCCGUGAACCUACGUUCAGAGGACAAGAUCAAGGAGUUCAUCGAAGAUCUCCAGAUUGGCAGGGUCGAAAGUGUCACAUUGUGUAAAAAUUGGAAAGAGCUGGACAGAAAGGUCAGCAAGCGACAAUCGAUUUUGCGAAAGCUUGAGGAGGCUUGGACAGUACACCUUGGCAGUCGUAGGGUCGAGCGAAGCCUCGAGACUCUUCCCAUCGUCCAGCCGACUCCGCCGCAGUCCGCCGAUGACGGCCACAGCGAUGACAACGAAGCCAGCCAUCUUAUCCGACAGGUUGAUCGAGACCCGGAUUAUAUCGUCCCAUACGACCGGCAGCGCCCCACGAUGAAGUUACGUUACGGACGCUUCAAAUUAAGAUACAAGAUUGUUGAUGCAAUUGACUACUACGAGGAGAAGUUGCGCAGAAUAGACGACGAGAUCAAGGCGCUUCGAAAAAAGGAAUUUUUGCCGACUCCGUUGGCCUUUGUGACCAUGGACAGCGUAGCGAGCGCUCAAAUGGCUAUACAGGCCGUUCUCGAUCCUUCUCCGCUGCAACUACUGGCCAACACUAGUCCCGCACCCUCUGACGUUGUCUGGUCUAAUACAUAUCUCUCUCGAAGCCAGAGAAUAACACGCUCGUGGUCAAUUACCGUAGCUAUUGGUAUACUGAGUGUGUUCUGGACGACACUGUUGGUCCCUAUUGCAGGUGCUCUGAACAUCUGUUCCAUUCAGGAAGUCUUUCCCAGUCUUGCCGAAGCUCUAGAUCGUCACCCAAACCUUCAGUCCCUCGUCAGCACUCAACUACCGACAUUAGCGCUCACACUCAUCACCGUGACCGUGCCCUUCCUUUACGACUGGCUGGCAAACAUGCAGGGCAUGAUAUCACAAGGUGAUGUUGAGCUGUCUGUAAUUUCCAAGAAUUUCUUCUUUGUCUUCUUCAACUUCUUCAUCUUAUUCACCAUUCUCGGAACUGCAUCUGGCUUCGUGGCGCGGUGGUCCAAGUUUGCUGAGAAGCUUACAAGCGCUACGCAAAUUGCUUAUGCCUUAGCUCAGUCGUUAUCUGAUCUCCUUGGUUUCUACACGAAUUUUAUAAUUCUCCAAGGAUUUGGACUCUUUCCGCUACGAUUGAUGGAAUUCGGCGCGCUGUCACUCUACCCGGUCUAUCUAAUAGGGGCUAAAACUCCACGAGGUAAGCUUUUUCAAAACAGUAUCGGGGCUCGUCUAAUUCCGUUCAGAUUAUGCAGAACUCGUUCAGCCCCCGGUCUUCAGCUAUGGCUUCUUCCUGCCGCAGACAAUCCUCAUUUUUAUCAUCUGCAUGGUGUAUAG